Sesamum indicum (sesame) is the source of this 2306-nucleotide messenger RNA. Its product is annotated as F-box/kelch-repeat protein SKIP11. Gene Ontology annotation, molecular function: protein binding. Gene Ontology annotation, cellular component: nucleus. Lineage: Eukaryota; Viridiplantae; Streptophyta; Magnoliopsida; Lamiales; Pedaliaceae. The record is from RefSeq and is a predicted model, not a curated record.
GAGAGAGAGAGAGAGAGAGAGAGAGAUAAAGGGGUCCUCCAAAGAUUAUGCCCCAAAGCCAAAGCCGAAGCCAAAGCCAAACUUGGCUUUGAUUUUGAGAGAGAAUCCAAAGGAUUUCUCACUACAAGAACGCCAAGAACUGAAACUGAAGUUCUUUCUCUCCUACACACUUCACAAAUAUAAACACACAUAGGAAAAGGGGAAAAAAAGAUAGAAAAAUAGAAGAACACACACCAAAAAAAAAAAAAGAAAAAAAAGUUCUCAGUUUUUUGAUAUACAUGCAUAGAUACCUGUAAAGGGGGCAGAGAGAGAAAGGAUUGUUGUAUUCUGAUAGUUUCAAUCAAGCCCUCCUUCUCUUUCUUCUUAUCCCAUACAUAUUGGACUGUGGUCUGCUGAGGAAGAACAGCAAUUUGGUUGAUUUUUAACAGGGAGACCUAGUUCUCUUCGGGUUGGGAUCCAGAAGACAUGUUGAAGGACAGGCCUUGUUUGGUUUCAAGGGAUUAUCCUAGGACCUGCGAACGAGAAGGCAAUUGGCGUAAGCGACCUUUGGAGACGAAUGGAGAGGAAGAAGAUGUUGUCCGGAAGGUGCCUAAGCAUUCAGCAGAUCAGAUAGAUACUGCUUUGUCAAUUGGCGGGAUUUUAAUGUCAGUUCCUGACCAAUCAGGUAGUCAGCAGAAUGAUGGUGAUAAUUCUGAUUCGAGUUCAUUAAUUGCUGCCAUUGGCCGCGACAACUCGGUUAGUUGUCUUAUCCGGUGCUCCAGGGCCGAUUAUGGUGCGAUUGCAUCCUUGAACCGGAGUUUCAGGUCACUUAUUAGGAGUGGCGAGCUUUACAAAUUGAGGCGGCAAAAUGGCGUGGUAGAGCAUUGGGUUUAUUUUUCCUGCCAGCUGCUGGAGUGGGAGGCCUUUGACCCUAGUCGCCGCCAUUGGAUGCAUUUACCAAGUAUGAAUCCUAAUGAUUGCUUUAUGUUUGCGGAUAAGGAAUCUUUAGCUGUGGGGACUGAGCUUCUUGUUUUUGGGAGGGCUCUCGACUCCCACGUGAUUUAUCGUUACAGUUUGUUGACGAACACGUGGACUACCGGAAUGCGUAUGAAUGAGCCAAGAUGUUUGUUUGGGUCUGCAAGCCUCGGGGAGAUCGCAAUAUUGGCUGGUGGUUCUGACUCACAUGGUAACAUCCUCAGUUCCGCAGAGUUAUACAAUUCCGAGACAGGAAAGUGGAAGCCACUCCCGAGCAUGAAGAAACCGAGGAAAAUGUGUUCUGGGGUUUUCAUGGAUGGAAAGUUUUAUGUGAUUGGAGGGAUUGGAGGAGCUGAUUCCAAGCUUCUCACUUGCGGAGAGGAAUAUGAUUUGGAAACUGAAACUUGGACAGAAAUCCCUAACAUGUCCCCGGUGCGGACUGGUGCAGCAAGGGAUAACGAGCCACCUGCUACAUCUGAAGCACCACCUUUGAUUGCUGUUGUAAAUAAUGAAUUAUAUGCUGCUGAUUAUGCUGAGAUGGAGGUGAGAAAAUAUAACAAGGCUAACAGGGCGUGGAUUACUGUAGGAAGACUGCCAGAACGUGCCGACUCUAUGUACGGAUGGGGUUUAGCAUUUAGGGCAUGCGGUGAUCGUCUUAUUGUGAUUGGGGGGCCACGGAAUGCCGGUGAGGGUUUCAUUGAAGUGAACUCAUGGGUUCCAAGUGAUGGUCCGCCGCAGUGGGAUUUGCUUGGCCGAAAACGAUCAGGCAGUUUUGUUUAUAAUUGUGCUGUGAUGGGAUGCUGAAACGUUCGCGUAUUGCCGGCACCAGAAACAUUUGGUGGCGUAAAAUCCUCGUUGAAAAUCGGUUCCCGGAUGCACCGGAUUCUCGCUAAUGGGUAAUUUUUCCGAACUUUCCGAUUUUGUUAUUUUCUUUUGAGUGGGAGGAGGAUAGGAAGGACUAUCAAAGUUUACUCAAGAUACAAGUGAUAUGUUUUCUUUCAUGUAGUCUUGAGUAGAAUUUUUCUUUUCUAAACUUGAUCAGUAUUUUCUAUUCUUUUGAGUUGUCUUCUCCCAGUCAAGUAACAUCAGGAGGUCUUCAAGUUGGCGUCACAUAGCAAAGAAAUAGGUUUAAUAACUUGGAAGGAGAGUUAGGUGUCUGUUAGUGUUUGCUUAAGGUUGUCAUAAACAAAACAUAGAAUUGGUAUUUCGGGCUUUUAUGGUCCGUGAUUUCUUGGCAUCAUCUUGAUGGGAGAAAUAAAGUCCGAACAUGUUACUGGAAACAUGGCCUUUGUAAUGAUCUGAAUUGUUGUUGCAGUCUAUGGGCUAUAAAACAAUCCUUCUCUUCAUCUCAA